Lactuca sativa (garden lettuce) is the source of this 5564-nucleotide messenger RNA. RefSeq lists its product as uncharacterized. The record is from RefSeq and is a predicted model, not a curated record. Lineage: Eukaryota; Viridiplantae; Streptophyta; Magnoliopsida; Asterales; Asteraceae.
GCUGGCCGGCAAAGGGAAAGAGUCUCAUUUUCUCAAGACUCGGAACUGACGAAUCAUUUACAGUCGCUUCUCCACUCCUUUGCGUUGUUCCUAUGAUCUACUCGUCCUUCCUCAUCAAUCUUCUCUCCAUUUCAAUCUACAUAGUAUGUGAUUGAUUGAUCGAUCAGGUUAGUUAACGUCUGUGUGUUAGUUGUUUGUGAUUUGAGACAAAUCGUGCAUUGUAUGUUUGUACAAUUGCAAUGGCGUCGACGAAUGCGGCAGCGAGGGAACAUGUUGAUGAGAUACGGAGGAGGAAGUUCUCCAUCGGCGGAGAACCGAAUCCGUUAACGGAGGAUCUUCAUCAGGCGGUUAAAAAUCUCUCUGCGGAGCUUUACGCCAAGGAUGUGCAUUUUCUUAUGGAACUAAUUCAGAACGCGGAGGAUAACGAGUAUCCGGAAGGGGUUGAUCCUUCCUUGGAAUUCGUGAUUACGUCCAAGGACAUAACAAACACCGGAGCUCCGGCGACAUUGUUAGUUUUCAACAACGAGAAAGGGUUUUCCGAUAAGAACAUUGAGUCGAUUUGUAGCGUGGGACGUUCUACUAAGAAAGAUCUCCGUAAGCGUGGUUAUAUUGGCGAAAAAGGAAUUGGAUUCAAGAGUGUGUUUCUGAUAACAGCUCAGCCUUAUAUUUUCAGUAAUGGUUAUCAGAUAAGAUUUAACGAAAAACCUUGUGAGCAUUGUAAUGUUGGUUAUAUUGUUCCUGAAUGGGUGGAGGAGGAUCCAACACUAUCUGCCAUUCAAAGUGUAUAUGGUUCUGCUACUUCCCUGCCUACCACAACUCUGGUAUUGCCUCUAAAACCAGAGAAAGUCAAACCAGUCAAGGAUCAGCUUUCCAGUGUCCAUCCUGAAGUUCUCUUGUUUCUUUCAAAAAUAAGGCGGCUUUCUGUCAGGAAAGGUAAUGAGGAUCCUAGGCUCGACACUGUUAACGCAAUAUCUAUUUCCAGUGAGAAAAACUUUUUCACAUCAAAGAGCAUGGACGCUGUUUCUUAUACAGUUCAUCUUACUGCUGAUGCUGAUGAUAGUGAUGAUGAAGAUGAAACAGAAUGUGGGUACUACAUGUGGAAACAGAGGUUUCCAGUGAAGCAGGAAAACAAAGUUGAUGUUAGAAUGGAGGUAGAGGAGUGGACAAUCACCCUGGCUUUUCCAAUUGGGGAAAGACUCAGUAGAGGUUCAACUUUGCCUGGCAUCUAUUCCUUUCUACCAACGGAAACAAUCACAAAUUUUCCAUUCAUAAUCCAAGCAGAUUUUCUGUUGGCCUCAUCAAGGGAAAAUAUCCUCUGGGACAACAAAUGGAACAAGGGAAUACUCGAUUGUGUGCCUCUGGCGUUUCUAAAUGCAUUUACCUCACUGGUGAAAUCAACAGAAAAUGCUCCCGUUUCCAGUCUCCCAUUCAUGUUUAGGUUCUUACCUGUCUAUGAGUCAUCCCAUCCAAAACUGAACCAUGUCAGGGAUGCCAUCAAAGCAAAGCUGAUGAACGAGGCUAUUGUCCCAUGCGAGUCACACACUGAACAGAAGUUGUUUUGUAAACCCAAUGAAGUUGGCAGGCUGAAGCCUGCUUUUUGGAGCAUACUCAAAAAGGCAAGGAGACAAGGUGUUAGUUUUUCCAAUAUUUCGUCUCAUGGAGCAUAUCUUCUGGCUUCUUCGUUUGAUAAAAGUGAUUACAAUGUGAUUCUGGAUUUUUUGGAAAUCAAACCUGUAAGCCAUGAAUGGUAUGCCAAAUGCAUUGGGAGCUCCAAUCUUGUAAUGGGUGUCUCAGAGGAUGUUUAUAUACAGCUUCUGUUAUUCAUUGCUGGGAGUUGGGGGUCUUGUUUUUACAAGACCAACAUGAAGAAUACACCACUGAUAAAGUAUAUUGGGCGAGAUGGCAAGGUUGAUGUAAUUACUCUAGUCUCUGGUACAAACAAGCUGCUGGCUGCUGAUUCUGAUUCUGAUGAUUCUGAUGAUUUCUCAUGGUUGAUAAACUGGAACACCGAGUUCCAAUGUUCACUAGGUAAAUUUUUUCUGCCAAAAGUCACACAAGAAGCGAUGCAAUCAUGUUCGAAGAAGACAACACUAGUGAAAUGGCUUAAAGAGAAGGUGAAGGUUGAGUUUGUUAGUGUUUGUGAAUACGCUGAGCUUCUUGGUCCUUCACUAAAAAGUAACAGCAAGCUGGCUGUGAUUUAUGCCCAUUUCCUACACAACUCUUUACAAAAGGAUUACUUGCGGAUGUAUGAAGUUCAGAAUCUGUGUUGUGAUAUGCCGAUUGUUGAUAACUACGGGCAAGUAACCAGAGAGCAUAGAGAAGUUCUUGUGCCUGCUAAUGGAAGCAAAUGGGUGGAGCUGAUCGGUUCAAAUCCUUGGAGGCAGCAUAAUUAUGUUGAGCUGGGUGAAGAUUAUACCCGUAGUAUGACCCAUUUUGGUGAUGUCACAUCAGGGAAAGAGCUUGUUUUGUUUCUUCAAAAAUAUGUUGAAGCUUCUGAUGUUCCUAAUCUAUCCCCCCCUAAUGCUGCUAUUCCUACUCUCUCUUCUCCUCUCACUAAAAAGAACACAUUCUUGCUUCUAAAAUGGCUACGUAAUUUAAGGUUAUCAGAGGUUAGUUUACCAAAAAGGUUUUUGUCAUCAAUAAAAAAUGGCAGCUGGUUGAAGGUUUCUUUGAAUGGAAGUCCAGGCUACCGCCCGCCCUCAGAGUCAUUCAUGUUAGACUCUACAAAAGGGAGUCUUCUACAGAAUGGUUCUGUGCUUGUUGAUAUUCCAUUGGUGGAUGAGAAAUAUUAUGGUGUCACAAUGAAGAAGUACAAAGAUGAGUUAGAAACAAUUGGUGUUAGGUUUCAGGAUUCAGACGCCUGUAAAUUUAUUGGUAAGCGUCUCAUGGAUCUUGCAACUUCUUCACAGCUUACCAAAGACAAUGUCCUUUCGAUACUGAAGUUUAUUGAGUAUCUAGGAAAGCAUUCUAUCCCCUGUGGAGAGUUCAUCAAAGUUAUCAGAGAAAAAGAGUGGCUUAGGACAACUCGAGGUGAUAAGACUCCUAGCAAGUCUGUUUUGUUCAGUCAGGAUUGGAAUGCUGCUUCACAAAUUAGUGAUAUUCCGUUCCUUGAUCAAGAUUACUACGACACAGAAAUACUUUCUUACAAGAAUGAACUUAAUCUGCUGGGUGUGGUUAUGAAUUUUGAUAAUAGUUAUCAGCUUGUUUUAGACAACCUCAAGUCCUCAUCUUCAUUGACUUGUUUGUCUCCUGAAGCCAUGUUACUGAUACUAAGGUGCAUACAGAAUUUGCAAUCAUCGGAUAAGCUUGUGCAAGCAAUUAAAAACAAUAAGUGCUUGAAGACAAACUUGGGUUACAGAUGCCCAUCUGAAUGUUUCUUGUCUAACCCUGAAUCUGAAUGGGGUUGCCUUCUUAAGGUCUUUGGAUCAUUCCCGGUUCUUGAUGAAAAGUUUUACGGGAGGUCUAUCUUUUCUAUGUCGAACGAAUUAAAGAAAAUAGGUGUGAUGGUGGAUUUUGAGGAUGCCAGCAAAGAAUUCUCCCGAACUUUCAAGCAACAGGCUUCGCUAUCUUCAAUCAAAAAAGAACAUGUCCUUUCGUUUGUGCAAUGUUAUGGAAAGCUAAUGAAACUGGAAAUCAAAUUUUCUUCGGAUUUCAAGAAGUGCAUACGAGAAGAAAAAUGGAUAAGGACGAGACUUGGUGGCUACAGACCACCAAAAGAGUGCAUUCUUUUUGGUGCUGAAUGGGAACCAAUUUCUACAAUCUCCCUGCUUCCCUUCAUUGAUGACAACUUUUAUGGCAAUGAGAUCCAUAACUAUCGCGCCGAUCUCAAGGGGUUGGGUGUUAUCACAGAUUUCAAAGAUGGAGCCAAGUUUGUGGCUAAUGGGCUUUUCUUACCUCAAGAUUGCAGUAGUCUUACUCCUGCAAAUGUUUACGCCCUUCUUGAUUCUGUCAAGAAACUGAAAGAAGAGAGUGGAACAGAUCUUCCUUCUGAAUUCCUAGACAAAGUUUCUCAAAAGAAUUGGUUAAAAACCUAUUUUGGCUACAAACGUCCUGACGAGUGCUUGCUUUUUGAUUCUUCCUGGGAUUCCUUGUUGAAACGCAAAGAUGGUCCUUUUAUCGAUGAAGGAUUCUAUGGAACUCGCAUUGGAUCCUACAGAAAGGAGCUUAAUGUUUUAGGAGUUAUCACCGAUUCCAACAAGGAAUGCCAGUUGCUUGCUGGUUACCUUGAAUGCCACUCCAACUUUGAAACAAUUGGUCGUAUCUACAACUACUUGUCUACAUUUAAGUGGGAGCCAGUUGAUGAAGACAGUAAAAGGAUAUGGAUCCCAAGAGGAACCGACAAUGGUGAGUGGGUACUGCCUCAAGAUUGUGUGCUUCAUGACAAAAACAAUUUAUUUGGCGAGCAGUUGAACGUUUUGGAGAAUUGCAAGUAUGAUGGAAAAAUUCUGGACUUGUUUGCAAAUACUUUGAAUGUGAAGGUUCAUCCCUCGAUUGAUGACUAUUGCAAGCUUUGGAAGGCAUGGGAAAGUUCAGGAAGCCAAAUUGUAACACACAAAGAAUGCUGCGCCUUUUGGGAGUUUGUGGUUCGAAACUGGAACCCAAGAACAGAAGAUACUUUCAAGAACAACUUAUCCAAACUCCCUGUUUUGGAUCCUGCUUCCAAUGUCAUUUUUCUGUUUGACAAGUGUGACGUGUUCAUUGGUGAUGAUCUUUUCUUGACGGAUCUCUUUACAAAAACCUUCUCUCGUCCCAUAUUCGUAUGGUUUCCUCAGCCAAGUCAGAAAACCCUAACCCGAACCAAGCUUGUGGACAUCUACACCAAACUUGGUGUCCGGAUCUUGUCCGAAUCUGCACAAAAAAACAUAUCUGAUAUUGAUCAUGCUGGAUUCGAGCCAGUGAAUUUGAAAGAAAAGAUCAACAAAAAGGGUUUGUUCAAACUCAUUCUUGCCUUUCUGGCUGAUCCUAAUCUGAAAAUCGAGCCAGACAAGAGACAUGAAGCUGUUAGCCGUGUGCUUGCGAUCGAAGCUUUUGAGACACCGGAAAAAAUGUCGGUCAGAUACAGCUUGACUUUUUCAUGUGGAGAAGUUGUGGAUGUGGAGCCCAGGAGAAUGAUCCGUUGGGACAAACAGCUGUCUAAAUUAUAUAUGCAGAAGAUGGAGAGAGCUUCUGGUCAUAAGAAUGUUAUUGAAUACGCUUCUCAUUUUGCUGAAGAAAUAGCAGAGGGAGUUCUGUGGGAUAAUGAAGAGCUUGUUCCAGAUCUGUGUGAGCUCAUAAGGCUGGGGUUUUUGUUGGAGUUUGAUGAGGAAGCAGUGGAGUUCCUCAUGAAGAUCAAGAAUCUGCAGAUCUUUCUGGAGGAUCAAGACUUCCUUUCUUCUACCUUCUCUUAAUUAUGAGGUACUUCCGGUAGCGGAUGAUGGAGCUCGGGAUGAUCGCAUGGCACACACCAUAGAUUAGUCAGCUUGGGAAUGUUUUACUCUGAUAAUGAACAUGUAUUUUGAAAACUAAUACUCUGUUUAUGUUUUGAAAUGAUGAUUUUACUUUAAGUGAUACUUUAUUAAAAGAAA